GCUGGCUGGCUGAGCACUGAAAAGUCUAGGAACAUGUCAGUGACCAAUGCGCAAGCGGAAGUUUAACUGUUGCCCACCUUCCAUUGAAACGGGACACGCUAAUUCGAAGCACUCUCGCCCUAGAUGGACUCGGACUGGGAGGCAAUAAUGUAUGAAUGGGUGCACAAUUGAUAUCUCUUGCACGGAUCUUUCUGACGUAGACUAUCCACAAGAAACCGUGAAUAACAUGCUCUGUUCGAAUUUAGUCUCAUGGUCUAGUUUCCUAUAUGUUAAUCUACUGUAGAAACGUUUGGAGGAGUUAUUCGACAUGCAUUAGAAGAGGAGAAACACAACUUUCUGGGCUGGUGGACUGGACAGAGGAAGAUUUCGCGAGGACACUCGCAGGGCGCGUAUGGAUUACAUGUAAAGCCAGUGUUGGUUUCGCUGCUAUUUGGGGGAAAGUCAUCCGAGAAGUGCAUUUUCAGGAGACCAUGGACAGCCUCGCUUCGGUGCCAGAGCGAUUCCGUUCAGCCUGGAUUGAUGUUUCCCGGGACUAGCAGAGCUCACAGCCGUGGAAUGGAGAGUGAAAUAAGCUCUAUGAAAAAAUAGGCUAUUUAUAAGAUUGGUGUCAAAUGUAUUUAUGUUCUGGGUAUCAUGGUUUAUUUCCAAAACAAUCGUAAAUAAACUACUUGGAAUCUUGUGAUACACUUCGAACAGUGGAUACUUUUAAAAGGAGCGCUUUGGUGACAAAUGUGUGGAUCUAUUGAGUUAGGCUAUGCACGGAAUUCAACUGUCAAAUGACAGUUUCAAAAACGUUUUGUUUUGUUUCCACUUUGUCGCCACUAUCUCUUUAUUUUCAUCCAUCCACCGUAUCACUCCAUUAACCAGGUUAGAGCCGUAGAGAAAGAGAAGCAAACCCUCUGUCUCUUAUAGCGCGCCCACACGGGUACCGGGGUCGGGAUGUGGGGUGGCCGAGGUUUCCCAAUGUCUGUCACCGUGGUUGUAACUCUACUCCUGGUUAUUAUUGACGUUAAGGCGAGUGGAGAGUACUGUCACGGUUGGCAUGACACCCAGGGGACCUGGAGAGAGGGCUUCCAGUGCCCGGAGAAGUUUGAUGGUGAGGAUGCCAUCAUCUGCUGCGGGAAAUGCGAGCUCCGGUACUGCUGCUCCAGCACUGAAGCACGGCUGGACCAGGGGACUUGUGAAAACGACAAGCAAGCCCAGGAACCGGGCACCAACAGCAAGGAGAACAAGGAUACGGGCGCAGUACCCAUCUACGUUCCCUUCCUGAUCGUGGGCUCUGUAUUCGUGGCCUUCGUCCUGGUGGGUUCCGUCGUUGCCGUGUGCUGCUGCCGCUGUCUCCGCCCCAAACAGGAACUGUCGUCAGGGGGUGGGGGAGGUGGCGGCCGUCUCCUGGAGACCAUUCCCAUGAUGGCCAGCGUGGGCACGUCUCGCGGUUCCUCCUCCCGCCAAUCAAGCACAGCCACGUCGUCCAGUUCCUCUGCCCCUCCUGCCCAGGUGCCUCGCCCGGCCCCCCAGCCCAUGAUGCGCACCCAGGCCUCCUGCUGUCUGCCUACAGACGCCAGUGUCUUCGUCAACAUGCCCACCAACUUCUCCGUGCUCAACUGCCAGCAGGCCACCCAGAUCAUGCCCCACCAGGGACAGUUCAUCCACCCCCAGUACAUCGGCUACGCCACCCACCACAUGUCCCCGCCCCAGGGGGUCUACCUGGACCCCACCCAGGGGGGCUACAGACAGCUGCAGUCCCCCUACCCCCCACCCACCAGUGUGGCGAGUGUCACCAGUGAGCAGAAGUACCCUCCAGUAACAGUUUGAGGAAGGGGCCAUUUUGAUGACUGUGUGUAACAGACCGUGUGAGGACUUUGUGGAACUCUGCCAGAAAACCUUACGGAGACUGCGUGAGAAACCUUAUGGGGACAUUGGGAGCUCGCCAGCUUAUAGAGAGAAUGAUAUGGACUCUGGCUCACACAGAGGACUCGUAAAACCCAAGCUGGGAUCUGUGCCUGACCAGCCACAGUGUGUUGCGUGUGUGUGUGUCUGUCCUACAUCCCGCUGGGCACACACUGGUUGAAUCAACAAUGUUUCCACAUUAUUUCAAUUAAAUGACGUUGAACCAACGUGGAAUAGACGUUGAAUUGACUUCUGUGCCUAGUGGGAUGUGUGUGAUAUUACGUUGCCUCAGGGUAAUCAUUCUGACUGAGUCAACCUCACCCCAAGAUGGAGUAUGUGAGGACAAGAAAGGGGUACAUCUUUCUGGAUGUCCUCAUUCAAGAAAACACAAUCACAUAGAGGGGUUAUGCUACUCACCAUGGCCAACGACUCUCAGCAUACAGUGGCUUGCGAAAGUAUUCAACCCCUUGACAUUUUUCCUAUUUUGUUGCCUUACAACCUGGAAUUAAAAUAGAUUUUUUUUGGGGGGGGGGGUUGUAUCAUUUGAUUUACACAACAUGCCUACCACUUUGAAGAUGCAGAAUAUUUUUUUUGUGAAACAAACAAGAAAUAAGACAAAAAAACGGAAAACUUGAGCGUGCAUAACUCUUCACCCCCCAAAGUCAAUACUUUAUAGAGCCACCUUUUGCAGCAAUUACAGCUGCAAGUCUCUUGGGAUAUGUCUCUAUAAGCUUGGCACAUCUAGCCACUAGGACUUUUGCCAAUUCUACAAGGCAAAACUGCUCCAGCUCCUUCAAGUUGGAUGGGUUCCGCUGGUGGACAGCAAUCUUUAAGUCAUACCACAGAUUCUCAAUUGGAUUGAGGUCUGGGCUUUGACUAGGCCAUUCCAAGACAUUCAAAUGUUUCCCCUUAAACUACUCGAGUGUUGCUUUAGCAGUAUGCUCAGGGUCAUUGUCCUGAUGGAAGGUGAACCUCUGUCCCAGUCUCAAAUCUCUGGAAGACUGAAACAGGUUUCCCUCAAGAAUUCCCCUGUAUUUAGCGCCAUCCAUCAUUCCUUCAAUUCUGACCAGUUUCCCAGUCCCUGCCGAUGACAAAUAUCCCCACAGCAUGAUGCUGCCACCACCAUGCUUCACUGUGGGGAUGGUGUUCUCGGGGUGAUGAGAGGUGUUGGGUUUGCGCCAGACAUAGUGUUUUCCUUGACGGCCUAAAAGCUAAAUUUUAGUCUCAUCUGACCAGAGUACCUUCUUCCAUAUGUUUGGGGAGUCUCCCACAUGCCUUUUGGCAAACACCAAACGUGUUUGCUUAUUUUUUUCUUUAAGCAAUGGCUUUUUUCUGGUCACUCUUCCGUAAAGCCAAACUCUGUGGCGUGUACGGCUUAAAGUGGUCCUAUGGACAGAUACUCCAAUCUCCACUGUGGAGCUUUGCAGCUCCUUCAGGGUUAUCUUUGGUCUCUUUGUUGCCUCUGGUUAAUGCCCUCCUUGCCUGUUCCGUGAGUUUUGGUGGGCGGCCCUCUCUUGGAAGGUUUGUUGUGGUGCUAUAUUCUUUCCAUUUUUUUAUAAUGGAAUUAAUGGUGCUCCAUGGGAUGUUCAAAGUUUCUGAUAUUUUUUUAUAACCCAACCCUGAUCUGUACUUCUCCACAACUUUGUCCCUGACCUGUUUGGAGAGCUCCUUGGUCUUCAUGGUGCCGCUUGCUUGGUGGUGCCCCUUGCUUAGUGGUGUUGCAGACUCUGGGGCCUUUCAGAACCGGUGUAUAUAUAUAUAUUGAAAUCAUGGAACAGAUCAUGUGACACUUAGAUUGCACACAGGUGGACUUUAACUAAUUAUGUGACUUCUGAAGGUAAUUGGUUGCACCAGAUCUUAUUUAGGGGCUUCAUAGCAAAGGGGGUGACACACCACUUUUCCAUUUUUAUUUUUUAGAAUUUUUUGAAAUAAGUUAUAUUUUUCAUUUCACUUUACCAAUUUGGACUAUUUUGUGUAUGUCCAUUACAUGAAAUCCACAUAAAAAUAAAUUUAAAUUACAGGUUGUAAUGCAACAAAAUAGGAAAAAUGCCAAGGGGGAUGAAUACUUUUGCAAGGCACUGUACGUACAUGUGUUUAACAUCUUGAAGUUUGUCCAUGUAGUAUCUGUUGUAUGUGUAAAUGAGGGAAUGUGUGUAUGUACAGUACAGGUUGUGAGGUGCUGUGUCCUGUGUGUGUACUGUAUGUGAAUUGUGAAUAUAUGAAGAGUUUAUUUCCAAAACGCUAUAUCAACCAAUUUUUCACGUGUUUUUAAUUUUUUUUAAUCAGAAAUGAUUACUUAUGGGUACCUUCAUGUGUGUGUAAAAUAUUACUGUUUUCAAAUUUUUUAUUAAUAGAUUUUAGAUGCAUAUGAAAAUGUGUUUUUCCCCCAAAAUGCUAUGUAUCCAUCGUUUAGCUGGAAUGGAAUGUUGGUAUACUGUUUGACUAAUGUGGUUGUCUCACCUAGCUAUCUUAAGAUGAAUGUCACUGUUAGUCACUCUGGAUAAUAGCAUCAGCUAAAUUAUUAAAAUGUCAAAGUUUUACAUACAGAUGUCAUAUUAACGUAUUGAUUUCUUUUGUAUUUUUUUAUAUUGAUGUCACAAAUGUAUAAUUUCGACAGUUUUUUGUAAUAUGUGACUGUGUAAAAACGAACUACUUAUUUCUCUCAGAGUGAGGUGGAUAUAUAGCAUUUUGCAAAAAAAACUUGAUUAUUUGUCUCUCUGAAAUGAAACCAUUAAGUAAUAGAUUUCAAACAAAUACAUCUGUCAUUGAACAAGCCCAUGCCAUGAUUAGAUAGUGAAAAACACAGCACUCUUUCAUCAUUUCUUUGAACAAUAAAAGCUAAUUUACUAACAUUUCUGAAAAUGGUUAGCGUUUUGGAAUGAAACUCUUCAUAUGUAGAGUAUGUGCUGUGUGUGUGUGUGAGCAAUAUGUGGUGCGGAAUGGCUCUAUGUUAACAGAGGUACUGUGAGUGGAUGUGUGUAUAUGAGUAUAUGUGGUGUGUAAUGGGAAAUGCAGGUGGUGGGAUGUGAAAAGCAGUCCCUCUCUCCCUGUAGACCGGUUAAAGUCCAAUGAAGUGAACACAGGACACAGACUGUGACGCCCGCAACCCCCCCACACACACACACCACUGCCCUGAGCAGAAAUACACACACACACGCAAGAAAAUACACAAACACUCACACAAGGAUUUGGAAAUAAAUGUGCACGAAAGGUGAAAGGAGCGGUGAGACAGGAGUGCCGUGCUCUCUCCCUGUGUAGCAGUGAGACAGGAGGGCCGUGCUCUCUCCCUGUGUAGCUGUGAGACAGGAGUGCCGUGCUCUCUCCCUGUGUAGCUGUGAGACAGGAGUGCCGUGCUCUCUCCCUGUGUAGCUGUGAGACAGGAGUGCCGUGCUCUCUCCCUGUGUAGCUGUGAGACAGGAGUGCCGUGCUCUCUCCCUGUGUAGCUGUGAGACAGGAGUGCCGUGCUCUCUCCCUGUGUAGCUGUGAGACAGGAGCGCCGUGCUCUCUCCCUGUGUAGCUGUGAGACAGGAGCGCCGUGCUCUCUCCCUGUGUAGCUGUGAGACAGGAGCGCCGUGCUCUCUCCCUGUGUAGCGGUGAGACAGGAGUGCCGUGCUCUCUCCCUGUGUAGCGGUGAGACAGGAGUGCCGUGCUCUCUCCCUGUGUAGCGGUGAGACAGGAGCGCCGUGCUCUCUCCCUGUGUAGCUGUGAGACAGGAGUGCUCUCUCCCUGUGUAGCUGUGAGACAGGAGUGCCGUGCUCUCUCCCUGUGUAGCGGUGAGACAGGAGUGCCGUGCUCUCUCCCUGUGUAGCGGUGAGACAGGAGCGCCGUGCUCUCUCCCUGUGUAGCUGUGAGACAGGAGUGCCGUGCUCUCUCCCUGUGUAGCUGUGAGACAGGAGUGCCGUGCUCUCUCCCUGUGUAGCGGUGAGACAGGAGCGCCGUGCUCUCUCCCUGUGUAGCGGUGAGACAGGAGCGCCGUGCUCUCUCCCUGUGUAGCUGUGAUCGGCAGCCUUCUGAAGACUGCAGAGUUAAUAAUGCAAUCAAACUGUUCCCCUUCACUAAGCCUCCCUCCUGUGAAAGAAGUGUGUGUAUUUGUCCCUCUGUGCAAACUGUUCCCCUUCACUAAGCCUCCCUCCUGUGAAAGAAGUGUGUGUAUUUGUCCCUCUGUGCAAACUGAAGGUAGACUGGAGUUUUGUUGGAACGUUUCAGGGUAUUUCCAACAUUUUGAGUCAAUUCUUUUCACCUCAGCAGGGUAGAAAAAUACAUAGAAAGUCACAACUGCCAGUCACAUUGGGUGGCUAGUCUUAAAGGGGCCUUUGGACUCUGGAAACUCUCCUGCUUUAGAACUGGUUCUGAACACACAGUUCAGCCCCAAAUGUCAGUUCAUGAAAUUGCAUAAGUGCAUAAAUGUCCCAAAGCAGACUAAUCUGACUGUGUGUGUCGUGGAUUUCAAGCACAAUGUCUGUAUGAUCAGCUGUGUGUGUGUGUGUGUGUGUGCGCACGUGUAUCCUAAGGUUGAAUGUGUACAUGCUCAGUGUGCCAUUUUUCAUAUGAAUUAUAAUAAAUAAAUAUGAAACAGA
Messenger RNA from Salvelinus fontinalis (brook trout), 6467 nucleotides. RefSeq names its product protein shisa-2-like. The record is from RefSeq and is a predicted model, not a curated record. The transcript has 2 exons. The coding region runs from base 940 to 1815 and encodes 291 amino acids. NCBI's taxonomy places the organism in Eukaryota, Metazoa, Chordata, Actinopteri, Salmoniformes, Salmonidae.